Messenger RNA from Helobdella robusta, 984 nucleotides. RefSeq lists its product as hypothetical. The transcript has 5 exons. The record is from RefSeq and is a predicted model, not a curated record. Bases 1 to 984 code for a protein of 327 amino acids. NCBI's taxonomy places the organism in Eukaryota, Metazoa, Annelida, Clitellata, Rhynchobdellida, Glossiphoniidae.
AUGCGUGUGUGGGUCUCUCCUCUGCACAUUUGGAUUCUUCUUGACCUUUUUUGCUACAUCUGUGCUCCACUUAUUUUUUUCUUACGGCUUACUGGCAGCAUUCAGAAAAUGUUUCAACUGAAAAACUGCAACCGCAGAUAUCUGUAUGAAAUUUACACGUGGCCAAGCAUUCUCGUGCUGUUUGCCGGCUUCACUUUGCAGAUGGUCCCUGCCGCUGCGUUUGCUUUCAAGCCACUGAAAUCUACAUCAGCUCAAAACUCGCUAGGUCUCGCAACGCUGUCGUUUAUGGUGGAUGGAGAUAACGAAACAAAAAAUUGUGACAAAGUUAAUAACAGUGAACAGAAAAUAACAAUUUUCGAAACAUCCACUGAAACCAGACCAUCGUCGCGAACAUUCAGAAAAAUAAUCCCUGCAUUUGUUUGUUAUUUAUUGAGUUGUUUUUUCUUGUUUGUUGGAUCAAUUGCCUGCUCGAGCCACUAUCCGAGUAGGUCUCAAAUAAUUGGAACAGACAGGAAGCUCAUCAGCUACCUGCCAGUGGCAACAGAUGGCAUGGCUAUUGUUUCCAAAGUGAUCAUGGCCAUUACAACAUACUACGUAAAAAUCAAUCGAACAUUUUUGUUCUUGUUUGCUGUGCUCAAGUUUGGUUUAUUGUACAUGUGUCCCUACUUCUUCCAAACUUUCCCUCUCUUGGUGUUGCACUGCUGCUUAGCUGGACUGGUUGCCGGCAAGCUUCAUAUUCAGUCUGCACGUGACCAUCAGUGUGGAUCUGAAAGGAACAAGAAUGUUACAAAAACUCGGCCCUUGGUUUGCAUGUGCUUUGCUAUAAGUUCCUUGUGUAGCUCUCCGUUUACUGGCUUCCUGUUUGACAAAACGAACAACUACGACAUCACGUUUGCAGUCCUUGGAUCGACCAUCGUCAUCGGAAGUUUCUUCAGCUUCGUGACCGCCAUAUUGCACAUGAAACAGAAAGAGCGUAACAAGUGA